GUGUGUUCUAGUUUUUGCUCGUAGCAAUGGUGGACCCAGCAUGGAUAGAAAUUAAUGAGAUAAAAGGUUUCGUCACGUUCCUAGCUAGUAUUGAUUGGUACGACCCAUGGUUGAUUGGAUUAAUAACGUUUCACAUUUGCAUAACCUCGACGGCGCUGCUCACGCGAAACUACGGAAAUUUCCAAGUGUUUUUGUUUUUCGUUCUGUUACUGCUAGUAUACUUUUCGGAAAGCAUCAACGAGUAUGCGGCGAUUAAUUGGAGAUUUUUCUCAGCACAGCAGUACUUCGAUGAUAAAGGCUUAUUCAUAUCGGUGGUGUUUUCAGUCCCCAUUCUGCUAAACUGUAUGCUCAUGGUGGGAAGCUGGCUUUAUCAGUCGACACAGCUGAUGACCAAACUAAAAACGGCCCAACUAAAGCAACAAAUCCGACAGUCCAACAGCAGGCAACGGUUAAAAGACGAAACGCAAGAGUGAAAACCUUUCGGGUUUUUUUUUGUCUGUCCAAUGAGCUCGUCUAGGACGUGGCAAAAAACUGAGCAUAUAGAAGGUAGGAACUAUGCUUUAGAAUACGCACCACACCUUGAAAAGGCGAACGUGGUAUGCUGUAUGAAAUUUGUGUGCUAGGGUAUUUGAAGCAAAUUGUUUUAUACUGCAGAGCACAGCUCUAGAGUGUUGAAAUGCCGGCAAUCGAUUAGUCAACCCCAUUUUGAGGUAUUCCCUAAUGUUUGACGAUAGUUAAGCAUAUUUUUAUCUACUUUUACUCUCUACAUCAAGAUGAUUUUUUGAUGCACUGCUUUUCGACAAAAUGAUUCCCGCAAACAAUAUUAAGCCAUCUUUUCGGUAGGAGGCUCUCGGGCUGAGCCUGGUGAGGGCGCAUUACACCAAUGAGCAACACAAAAAUCUUUCACCUUGUCAAUUUGCCAGCAGCCGUUUCCUAGUCAAUAUGUAUUCCACGUGUUUGCUUUUGAGGCGACACGUUGCUCGAUAAGGAUGAUAGCUACACGGCCAGUUAUGGGUUGGUUUUCACUUCGGCUUAAUCCACAGCAACAGCAUCAACAAAUUAACAACCGGAAUGUAUUUUAUUUCCGGAUGGAUUAUUUUAAGAAAAUAAGUACAAUCAAAAAUCACCAUACCGCGUGUUAGCCAACUUUUAUGUUUCUUUCCGUGAUAUGUACAUAGUGAACAGCUACGCGAUGCCAGGGCCAACACACAGUCUGAAAAGUAAAUAAAUUGACUAAUAAAGGGAUUGUUGUUUUAAGAUGUAGUAUACAGCAAUUUUUCUAUUCCCUUUUCAAGUUAUUUCACCGUAAGUUUGCUCGGAAGAACUGAGAAACAAAUGCUAACACCGUAAUAGUGCACAUUUCAACAGCAAACAAGGAAAUGGAUCUUUUUGUUUUAUUAAAAUCUAUAAUAUGCGAAACAAGUUUAUCUCCGUCAGUAGUGUCGUAUGCAGGGACACCCUUGAUCUAGUCCUAGAUCCUCAGCCUCUUGCUUAUAUUUUUUAAU
Molecule: messenger RNA, 1505 nt
Organism: Anopheles nili
Lineage: Eukaryota; Metazoa; Arthropoda; Insecta; Diptera; Culicidae
Gene: Tmem18
Product: transmembrane protein 18
Exons: 4
Coding region: 27-473 (148 amino acids)
Cellular component (GO): nuclear membrane
Source: RefSeq, a predicted model, not a curated record